Acanthisitta chloris (rifleman) is the source of this 789-nucleotide messenger RNA. RefSeq names its product hyaluronan synthase 3-like. The transcript has 2 exons. Lineage: Eukaryota; Metazoa; Chordata; Aves; Passeriformes; Acanthisittidae. The record is from RefSeq and is a predicted model, not a curated record. Gene Ontology annotation, biological process: extracellular matrix assembly; hyaluronan biosynthetic process. Gene Ontology annotation, molecular function: hyaluronan synthase activity. The annotation marks the transcript as partial.
AACGUGGAGCGUGCGUGCCAGUCGUACUUCGGGUGUGUGCAGUGCAUCAGUGGGCCCCUGGGCAUGUACCGCAAUGCCCUGCUGCAGCAGUUCCUCGAGGACUGGUACCACCAGACCUUCCUGGGCACCAAGUGCAGCUUCGGGGAUGACCGGCACCUCACGAACCGCGUGCUCAGCCUGGGCUACCGCACCAAGUACACGGCUCGCUCCAAGUGCCUGACGGAGACACCCACGCGGUACCUGCGCUGGCUCAACCAGCAGACCCGCUGGAGCAAGUCCUACUUCCGAGAGUGGCUCUACAACGCGCUGUGGUUCCACAAGCACCAUCUCUGGAUGACCUACGAGUCAGUAGUGACUGGCUUCUUCCCCUUCUUCCUCAUUGCCACCGUCAUCCAGCUCUUCUACGCCUGCUUCCUGCGUGGCAAUGCUGAGAUGAUCUUCAUGUCCCUCUACGCCCUCCUCUACAUGUCUAGCCUGCUGCCCGCCAAGAUCUUUGCCAUUGCCACCAUCAACAAGUCGGGCUGGGGCACCUCGGGGCGCCGCACCAUCGUGGUGAACUUUGUGGGGCUGCUGCCGGUGUCGGUGUGGGUGGCGGUGCUGCUGGGCGGGCUGGCCUACACCGCCUCCAGCCAGGACCUCUUCAGUGAGACCGAGGUGGCCUUCCUCGUCGCAGGUGCCAUCCUCUACGCCUGCUACUGGGUAGGCCUGUUCACCCUCUACCUGGUCAUUGUCGCCCGUCGCUGCGGCAAGCGGCAAGAGCAGUGUAGGUUGGCCUUAACUGAGGUCUGA